AUGGCUGACACUUUACGAAAACUGGUGAAGUCAUCUCCGUAUGGUGUUUUGCAGGACAAACUGGAAGCUUGGUUUGCUGACACCCAUAUUGAACUGGACUCCACAAAGAAUAAAUCUGCAACCACCCAGUUGGCCACAGAAGAUGAAAUACUACGUCUAAAGGCAGAGUUGCGAGUUGCUCAAGAUCAGGUUAAUCUGUAUAAGAGAAAGCUGAAUGUACUUGAUGACUAUGAGAAACAGGUCAGAAUUCUAAGAGAUGAGAUCUCGUUUCUCACCACUGAAAAAACUGUUCUGCAGGAGAGAUUGGUCAGGAGCCGUUCACCUAGUCCUCUUCCCCACCGGAGUAGCUCCGUUAGCCCUGUGAAGGGGGAGUCUCCUACACGCGGACAGCUCACCAGUUCCUCUCGGCACACGCGGCUGAUCUCCCGUUUCUCAGAUCUGUACACCACAGAGAGACUGGAAUCACAGAGUCUCCUGCACAGAUACAUUGAUGACCUAGAAACAGUCCAGAGGAUCCUUUUCAUCGCCGUUGUGGAAUCAUUUCAGGCUGCUAAGCUUGCCUAUCAUCAGUUUAAAACACGUGUGAGGAACACACUUUCCUCCACUCCCAUUGGUCCUGAGAGUUUGGAGGAUGCAUUGGUGGAUUACAUUGUGAGAAAUCUGGAUCUGUAUAUUGUGCUGAUCAGCGUUAAUGAUGUCAUAAACGUGAUGAAUUUAUACCCACACAUCUCUUUUCCUCCAGAGGUGGACUUUGUUCUGAUCAGCAGCUUCAUUAGGGAAGCAUGUCGAAUAGCGUUUGCUAUGCAAACUCUGGACCCACCACUGGACCUGGCUUUCAGCUCAGAUGGAGAACUUUACAGUGACGUUAAGUACAGGCACAGUUUUGACUCUGAGUUCACUGCUCCGCUGGUGGCAUAUCACGUGUGGCCUGCACUGUUAUGUGGAGCUCUGUGGAGAAGCAGGAGUCGAAGCUCCAGUCCUGUUUGCUCUCGCUCAGGAAGCCCCUGCCGCACGUUUGUGAGUUCACACUCUCAAUCUCCCUGUGUGAGGGGGCAUUUGAAUGUGUCCCGGUUGUGUUUUGUGAGCUAUGUUGAGUGA
Molecule: messenger RNA, 1098 nt
Organism: Cyprinus carpio (common carp)
Lineage: Eukaryota; Metazoa; Chordata; Actinopteri; Cypriniformes; Cyprinidae
Product: mitochondria-eating protein-like
Exons: 9
Coding region: 1-1098 (365 amino acids)
Biological process (GO): mitochondrial protein catabolic process; mitophagy by internal vacuole formation
Cellular component (GO): mitochondrial outer membrane
Source: RefSeq, a predicted model, not a curated record